Messenger RNA from Ostreococcus lucimarinus CCE9901, 1296 nucleotides. RefSeq lists its product with no specific name. The record is from RefSeq and is a predicted model, not a curated record. Lineage: Eukaryota; Viridiplantae; Chlorophyta; Mamiellophyceae; Mamiellales; Bathycoccaceae. The transcript has a single exon. Gene Ontology annotation, molecular function: N,N-dimethylaniline monooxygenase activity; NADP binding; flavin adenine dinucleotide binding. Bases 1 to 1296 code for a protein of 431 amino acids.
AUGCGACGCCAAGGUCACGACGCGCGCGCGUUCGAGGUUGCGGAUUCGCUGGGAGGGACGUGGCGGUACGACGGCGACGAGGCGACGGCGUCGAAAUCAAAGGCGCCGACGCCGAUGUACGCGUCGUUGCGAACGAAUCUGCCGCGAGAGGUGAUGGGAUUUCGAGAAUUUCCGUUCGACGCGACGGGCGAGCGCGGUGGCGAUAUGCGACGGUUUUGCGGACGCGAGGAGGUGCGAAGGUAUUUGCAGAGGUACGCGGAGACGUUUGGGCUCGAAAGAUUCGUGGAGUACGACGCGCGGGUGACGUCGGUGGUGCGCGCGGUGCGGGAGAGCGCGGAAGAGGAGGCGCGGUGGUCGAGCGCUUGGGAAGUGGUGUGGAAGAGCGGAAAAGACGAUGAGACGCGGCGGGAAAUGUUCGACGCCGUAGUCGUCGCGAACGGGCACUACAACGAGCCACGAGUGCCGGAAUUCGACGGUGCGCAGACGUGGCCGGGGGAACGAAUGCACAGUCACGAGUACAGGAUUCCCAAUGACACACGCUUCGUCGGGAAGAAGGUGUUGCUCAUAGGCGCGAUGGCGAGCGGAGAAGAUAUCUCGCGGGAAAUCGCCGAAGUCGCUUCGACGGUGUACUUGUCGGCGCGCACGUGGCAAAAUCCCGAAUGGGCCAAAUCCACCGAGGGCAUCGGCGCCCGCGGGAAUAUUUUCCGUAAACCAAACGUGAAACGAUUCGAGUCCGAUGGUUCGGUGGUUUUCGAAGAUGACACGGUUGCGGCAGACUGCGACGUGUGCGUGUUUUGUACAGGUUACAAGUAUCGUUUUGAAUUUCUGCCGCAGGAUUUGGUCUCGGUGGAAGAUAACUACGUCGCGCCGUUGUACGAGCAUUGCAUUUCGGUCAAUGCACCGUCCAUGUCGUUCGUCGGUUUGCCGUGGAAAGUCGUGCCAUUUCCAAUGUUCGAACUACAGAGUGAGUGGAUAGCGCGCAUGCUCUCCGGAGUCGUGCCGAUGCCGACGCGUGAAGAGUGCGCUCGAGGUGCGGCUGAACUCGAUGCGAAGCUCGAGCCUCACGGCGAAAUUCCGCGAAGACACGCGCACAUGUUCGGUGACGCGCAGUUCGCGUACAACGAUCGCAUCGCGAGCUUGGCUGGGGUGGAAGUGCACGCGAGCUGGCGAGCUCGAAUGUACAAGGCGACCGGACAAAACAAGCGAGCGCAUCCCGAAAAGUAUCGCGACGCGAACAUGCCGGACGCGGCCGAACUGGAGGAAGCGCGGCGCGAGUUUGAAACAAUUGUAUAUUAG